AUGCAGGCAUGCUGCAUACACGCUCACAGCAAGACCUUCGUUCACCAGGUGGCCACGAAGGUUUACCUAGCUCCUGACACGCCGAUCUCACAGUGCUUGCCUUACAGCAUCAAGCAUCAGCACCUCUUCUCCGGCAACGUUCCUCAGCCGGCAGAUUGGCUGCGAGCGUGGCGGGCGUGCCGGACAGCAUCUUCUUUCAAAGGUGCCGUGAAAUUCUAUUCCACGGAAGACUUCGCUGCUGGCAGGAACACGAAGCUUGACAGUCUCAAGAACAUGAUUCUUGUUAUGCACUGGGCUGUCAAGAGUGUUCGCAAGCAGCGUCUCGAACAAGCCACCAGCAUCAGCUUGUCCGUGGACGACCGCAAGGAGUAUCGUUUGGUGAGGUACCGUUGCGAUGUUCCACCGCGCACUGCCAAGCAGUCAGCGGCUCCAGGCUCCCAAGGUCCCCAAGGCUCCCAAGGCUCCCAAGGCUCGGAGGAUGGCCCGCUUGUCGCCGAUGGCUUGCUUGGGGUCUACAAGACAGGUGCCAGUGUUCCUGAAAACACAUUGGAGGAGCACGAUGCGGACAAGAGUCAGGUGAUGGCAGACAGCAUAGGCAUAGUCAUUGACAGGGCCUGUCAGGAUCCGGAAGGCAAAACUGACGAGGAGUCCUGCAGCCGCUUGAAGCUGCACGUGCGGCACUUUGCAGCCGAUCAGUGCACAUCUGCCCGGAAGUGUGGAAGGUUGUUGGUCACUGGCGGCCAGUAUCCUAACCUGGUCUGGGUAAGCCAUGAUCCUGCGCACCAGGUUCGUAUUGCCUACCAGGACCCUCUUCACGCCAUGCCCGAGUUCCAAGACCAGUGGGAGCGUUUGUUUGCUCCCGGCAAGGGCAAGCAUGCGCUUAUCCCGGACAUCCAGAACUCAGAAGUCUGGAAGGCCAGGCUCAUGGCGGCCCAGCAAGAGGUUCUCAGGCUCCAUGGCUCCCAGGCUGGUGUGGAGAAGGUGAUCCGAGCGUUGUCGUUCUCCCAACCUCGGUUUGACUCGUCGGCCACACCAAUGCUGAAGUACUUGUGCAUGAUUCGUGCGAUGGCGGUCUUAUGUGCUAUGCAGGCUGCUGACGAGAGAAACACGGUCGAGAUUCGCUCCCGAGCAGAGCGCGCCUUGCAAAACAUGAAUGCAGCAGCCCUCAUGCGCUGUGGACUCACUUGCGACUACACAUCUGAGUGCCUGGGUUUCUUGCGCAGGAACUUUGACAUUGAGGAUCCAGAUGUAUCCUGCACCCCCAGAGUGCUGGAAGAGUUCACCAAGCGCCAGCGGUUCUUAUUUGUGGAUGGAUACAUCCUCUCCGACAGCUCGCAGGUUCCCAGUUCCGUGGACGGCUCCGAGGCUCCAGGCUCCCAGGCUCCCAGGAGGAUCUUCUAUGGCAACAGAGUCCACUACCUGUGCACGAAGGCCGGCAUUUCUGAUGUAAGGCAGAUCAUGGGAACUAUGGCGCACGUGGUCGAGGCGAUGCUGGAGCGUUUGCGAGUAGAUCUGACGGAGGAUGAGAUCGCCGUGGCUCUGCAGGUAUUCAACCUUCGGCUGUGGCAGGAGACGAACCGACAACAGGAGCUAGUGGACUCUACACGCAAGCUCUGUGAUAUGCUCAAGCUUUCGCACGGUACAGCCGUGCUGUUUGGACGAUUUGCUCGCAAAUUGCAUCCUCUUCUAGAAGCAGCUAAGUCAAAGGACCCAGGACAGCAAGAAACGUUAAAAUCGUUGAAAAUUCGCUUGAACGAAGAGAAGGGUCAGGAGAAGCAAGAAGCAGUGGUUGGGAGAAAGCCAACGCCACAGAUAUGA
Messenger RNA from Symbiodinium sp. CCMP2592, 1818 nucleotides. Lineage: Eukaryota; Dinophyceae; Suessiales; Symbiodiniaceae. The record is from the annotation of a GenBank genome assembly.